CGGUAUUUAUGCACGACCGGCGACAGGCUGCGGUCGAACGCAAACGUAAACAAACCAGACGUGGACACUGACUUUCCGAAGUCUCAAGUGCGAAGAUGAACUUGUCAGCUUUUUCCAGCGACACUUUCGACGCCAAGGAAUGGAUCAACAACGCCUUCCAAGCACCCGAAGCUCAGGAAAACAAGGAGGCCUACGCUUCGGAGGUAGCCUUCAAGCUGCAGCUCUUCAUCCAGGAAAUGAACAGCGCUCUGGAAGACACCGCUCAGCAAGUGCAGCAGAACUUGCCCAAGGUACUGCGUGACGUCGAAACGAUGCAGCAAGAAGCUGCCCUACUCAAACUCCAGAUGGCCGCCGUUCAAAAGGACAUCGCGAAAGUGGAGCAGGACUCAUCCACGUCCAUGAAGACACUCCUAGAACUGGACACCAUCAAGCUGCGAAUGCUGGAAGCGAACCAGGCACUCAGAGAAGCCGACAACUGGACGACGCUCUCGGCCGACGUCGACCAGGUCUUCCAGAGCGGCGACGUCCAGGCGAUCACGGCAAGGCUGGUCGGGCUGCAGACUAGCCUCGAGAUACUCGUGGACGUGCCGGACUUCGAGCACCGGUUGCAGAGACUGGAGUCCCUCAAGAACCAGCUCGAAGCCAUGUUGAGUACUCAGCUGGUGCAAGCGUUCACUUCGCAGUCGAUUGACGCGGCAAAAUCGUACGUCAGGAUCUUCGGUGACAUUCGGAGAAUGCCCCAGCUCCUCAAGUACUACCACAAUUGCCAAAGGACGACCCUUGUCGAAGCCUGGCGUAAGACCGUCGACAGCGACGCUGAUGACAUGUUUGUUGACUGGCUAAACAGCUUCCACGACGUUCUCGUGUCCUGGUGGCAUGCCCAGAUGAGCUGGUGCAACCAAGUUUUCCCGGAUCCGCCUGCGGUCUUCGUGCUAUCCGACAUAGUCGUAGAUGCCAUCACGAACCUGGAGCCGAACUUGCCCUUUUGCUUUGAAGCCGCCAUGAAGUUGCAGAAGACUUCGUCCACGUUCCUGACCGAGGUGCUCCAGAUCACCGAACGGCUCUGCAAGAGUCUGGAGCUCUCCAUUACCAAUGUCAACCCUAACUUCAUGGACAGCCCCCAUGUCGUGGCCCUGAUGAAAUCUCUGUUCUCCAUGUUUCAGGCUCAUCUCGAGGCAUAUGACAAACUUGAGGAGAAGUGCCUCAUAACUCAACUGUCUCUGAUUCCAACGCAAAGCGACGACAUGAUGGAUUCGGUCCGCCUCCUCGCAGACUCUGUUGGCAAAGUGUUUGGGUUGGUGAGAGAUGCCGAAAAGCGCUGCAGCGUGCUUCUGCACGGUUGCUGCUAUCCAGAGUUUCUCAAGGCCGUCAAGGCACUUUUCCGGGCAUACUUUGAACGAUGCACAUUCGUCUUGGCUCAGCUAAAGUCCGUAUCUAGACGUGCUGACCUAGACAGUUGGACCAUGUUCCAGCAUGCGCUCAAGUGCAUGCAGACUAUAGGAGACAUCACCAUCCAGCUUGGAGCGUUAGACCGUAGCGUCACGUCAAACAUCAAAAGCACUCUUAAGCUUCUCAACGUCCAAGAAAGCCCUUUGUCCGGCUCUGGAAACUUUUCGGAGGAGCAGAAGACUAUUCCCAACAUCCUUGCCGAUUACGUCUCUCUCCUCCUCAGCCCAGUGAUGCAGAGGAAUCUCAGGGACUUUGCGGCCCAAGCACACCUCGAAGACUUUACAACAUUCCCAGAGAGCAGCCGCGCCGUCCACAAGCUCUGUGCCGACUUCAGUAAGUUCACUUUCGAUACCGUCUUCGCGGAAGUUCAGAGCCACUUCAACACCGUGCCGUCCCUCAAGGUGUGGGCCCUGGAAAAUCCGGGAGGUGCCAUUGCUAGGGAUUUACCAGCAUUCAGCAUUUCUCCACUGGAGUACAUAACCCAGAUCGGGCAGUACCUACUAACCAUCCCGCAGCACAUUGAACCCUUCAUCGUAGAAGAAAAUGAAGCACUGGCAAUGGCCCUAAAGUACAGCAACCUGCCCCAUGUCAUAGAGAGCACGAGCACGGACCACGUUGCCGACUACUUGCUUGGCUGCGUCGCUCAGGCCACCAUGUACACCUAUCUGGACACCGUCAUGCAGAUUGACCGACUUACGCAACAAGCCUCCGCACAGUUGGCAACGGACAUCGGCUACCUGUGCAACGUCCUCGAUGACCUCGGCUUGCCACCGCUCGAGAAUCUGCAGCAGCUUGCAGCGUUGCUGAAAAGUCCACCUCAGGAGUUUGCGGCUGUGGCUGUCGGGAAGCCAAGCCAGCUGGUUCAGACGGUUAGAAUGAUGCGAGGAAUACGCUGAAGACGUCUGGCCUGUCCCGUGGCUACUGGAAGUGCUGGCUGUAGCUUGGAAUCUUCCGAGUAUUUAGGUGGGAUUUGUUCAGAUGUGACUGUGUGUAUAAAACAGCUGGAGCUGUUAAAGGGAUACUCCACCGAUUUUCUGAGCUACCUCAACUAACUAUAUUUUCUGACUCCCCGGCCUUUAGCCUUUCCGUUAUGCUAUUUAGCAUCGCAAAAUUCGUAAUAGGUAUUGUGAAAUCCGCAAAUGAAAAUGGUGCAAAAACCAAUAUUUAAAUAUUCGCGCACUUUUCAGUGCCGUGACGUCAGUGGCAGGCAGGCUUGCCAGUCGAGCAAGUAGUCUAAAAAUAGAAUAUGCCAAUCAUUUGCUCCGCGCUGGAGCGCGGAUACGGGAGCGAGCUUCCAAAGCACUCAUUUGACACCAAGAAACUGCUUCAAAUCUGUUGGGAACAACUUCUGUAGUCCAAAAAGUUAACCUCUGCCUUCCACUGACGUCACUUUGUUGUUGUUGCCAGUAGAGACUUUCAGUUUGAAAAACAUGGUGAAGACCAAAACUGCAAAUUCAAUAACUUCGCGAAAAAACAAUAUUUUUUUGACCUAAUAUUUGGGAUACUAUUUUAGCAAUGUUUGUUGGUUAGUUUAGCAAAAUUUCAAGCAAAUCGGAGACAAUGAAAAAACCGGUGGAGUACCCCUUAAAAAACAUCAUCUGUUUGUUAAACUCAUUGUGGGGCGAGCCUUUACACACGCACCCGUGGGCUGCAGUUACUGAAAUACCGGUCUGUGAAAUUUGUAUGUCAGUAACUACAGCCUUCCAGUGCAUCGUAUGGGCAUAUCUGUGCUUUCUUAAAAGGAAGCUGAACCACUUUUCAAGAAAUGAGUUGGGAGUGGUUUCUUUUUUCUUUUGUCCCAUGAAUUUGGUUAUUGCACUAGGGCAGAAGUAAACAUAAAACCACAUUUAUUAUUAAAAAUACAUGUAGCAAUUGCCGAAGGGCAUGAGGCGAUUCUCUCUGCUGCUUGUUGUCUGCUCAAAAUAUUGUGACGUCAUCGUCGGCAUACCCGAGCCAACUUGGUGGCCAGCGAGGGUCGUCUGACCCCACCAAUGACAUAAUUUCUGCUAGAUUUUCUGUCUGCUCUCGUGCCCUCCUACGCCCGACACGGCUCAACGGGCGGGACUACGUAAAAAUUUGUUUGCAAUUGCAACGCUCCUACCAAUAAGGUUAAAAGAAAACUUUACGCAUAAUAUUUAAGGUGCCCACUUUAGAACUUCUGUCGUUUUCUUUCGAAUUUAAGAACCUCUUUAGGAGGUCCCUUUAAAGCACCAAUGAUAUAUUCCUGCACAAUGUGCUGCAUUGCACAAGAAAGAUCUGGCAUUUCAGAAUGGCCGAGGCAAUUUUUAUUUCUAAUGUGGCUCGCCUUCGAAAGAAAAAUGGUAAGAACCGAACCUGCACCUGAAAAGAUUUUGACGCUAGACAACAAAAAACGGCCAAUUCACCCUCCUCAGAAAGUUCAGAUUGUGCAAGCCUGUCAGGUAGAAACUAGACCCCUCCAUUUAUAGCUGCAAAGAAAAACAAUACAAUACAACGGUGUUGACUAUGCAGCUAAAAAAAAAGAUCCACUCUCCUUAAAGGGCCCCCGAGAAGAGAAAAAAAGUUUUAUUUAAGUAGUCUGGUUGGGACAUGCAUGUCAAAAAACUAAUUUUAUGCGAAAAAAGAAAUUUUUGAGUUUUUUUGGGCGCGAGACAUGAUUAAAGAAAUUUUUGAGUUUUUUAGGGCGCGAGACUUGAUUAAGUUGGUAGUCACCUCCAUUCCACUUGCUUUCUCUCGGCAUUUCGGACAUUUGGAGGAGAAGUGGAUUGACUUUGCCUUCCCGUUGAGGUGGAAAGAGCGAAAGACCAUCUCAUUAAGGUUGGAAGAGUGAAUGACCAUUCCGUGACGUCAUGGACUUUGCGCGAAGAAUUUCAAAUAAAUCUUGCGCCUCAAUAUUGCUACAAAAAAAAA
Molecule: messenger RNA, 4338 nt
Organism: Ixodes scapularis (black-legged tick)
Lineage: Eukaryota; Metazoa; Arthropoda; Arachnida; Ixodida; Ixodidae
Gene: Cog7
Product: conserved oligomeric Golgi complex subunit 7
Exons: 1
Coding region: 96-2345 (749 amino acids)
Biological process (GO): intracellular protein transport; Golgi organization; retrograde vesicle-mediated transport, Golgi to endoplasmic reticulum
Cellular component (GO): COG complex
Source: RefSeq, a predicted model, not a curated record